Molecule: messenger RNA, 2491 nt
Organism: Rhagoletis pomonella (apple maggot)
Lineage: Eukaryota; Metazoa; Arthropoda; Insecta; Diptera; Tephritidae
Cellular component (GO): membrane
Source: RefSeq, a predicted model, not a curated record
GUGACGUCUUCUUCGGCCUUGUCAGAGUUGGAGCAGGGAUGGAAUUUGGAAGCAGCAGGCGAACCGGGUAACGAUAGCGUCUACUACAACCCCAAGAGUUGGGUACAUUCCGAUGGCAGUGAUGCUGCCUAUUUUAUGCUUCAAAUGCAUCCAGAUUUGGCUGACCCCAUUGAGCAAUUGGGCAUGGAAAUCGAACCGGAUGACAAUGAGACAGUGACCGAUUUCAAGCAACGCUUCGGUGAGAAACGUCUGUGGGAGAUGCAAAUCAAUGUCACCGAUUUGGAUGAAUUGGAUCUACGUUGCGGCGGUUUGGUGCGCCGCUCCAAUAUGUCACAACUCACAAAUGAGACUGUCAACUGCAUGGUACAGCGUUGUAUAUUUACAAUGAAUGCACCGGAGAUUUGUCCACCGGAUUACAAAGAAUCAGAUGAUAGAGUUUUCUGGAUUUACUUCUUGUUGAGAUUCCUUGCCACCACAAUGCUGUCAGCUGGUGUCACCAUAAUGGAUCCCAUUGCGCUGACUAUGAUUGAGAAAUAUGGUGGCGAUUUUGGGCGUGAGCGGCUUUUCUCCAGCAUUGGCAUGGCCAUUUUUUCGCCAAUUACAGGCAUAAUGAUUGAUUAUUCUUCGCGUGGUCUUGGCUACACAGACUACUCGGCCGCUUUUUACACCUACGAUUUGUUGUUGGUUAUAUCGACAGUGUCAGUGUUAAUGAUGCCAUUGGGCGAUAAAUUGCCGGCGGAUAAUGUUUUUCGAGAUUUGUGGAAUCUACUCAAGAUGCCGCAUGUCAUUACAUUCAUCUUCUUCCUCUUUAUACUGGGCAAUUUCUGGGGCUUUAUAGAGAGCUUCCUAUUUCUAUAUCUGAAGGAGUUGGGUGCGCCAAAUUAUUUGCUUGGUAUCACCAUCACUGUGGGUACGGUAAGCAGUAUACCGUUCUUGUAUGGCGCUGAACGCAUUACCCGAAUCUUUGGACAUGUUAAUUUGAUUAUCAUUGCCUUCUUUUCGCAUGCUGGCCGUCUAGUGGGUUAUUCAUUCAUUGAAAAUGCUUGGUGGUGUUUUCCCUUCGAGGCAAUGGAAGCUCUCUCCUGCCAUUUGAUGUGGGUAGCUGCUGCUACCUAUUGCUCCAUCUUGGCGCCGAAGAGUCUGUUGGCUACAUUGAUUGGCGUACUGGGCAUGGCACAUUUCAGUUUGGGUCGCGGUAGCGGUUCCUUUACCGGUGGUCUACUCAUCGGUCAAUUUGGUACACGCGAUGCCUUCCGUUAUAUGGGUCUGCUAGCCGUUGUGGGUGGCAUUGCCUAUGGUCUACUACAUUUGGCUUGGUUGCGUAAAUUCGAUCACAAUCUCGAUGAUUGCGAAGAGGAAGCAGAGGCGGUAGAGAAUGGUGAAACCGAGAAACUCACCGAACCGGCGACAAAAGAGCAAGGCACAUCAAUGUCAUUGGAGCGUCUCAGCCUGAUGAUUAAGUACAAUCAAAUUGGCAGCUUGACAUCAUUGCCGCGUGGAUAUAGGGCGGAUAUACACGACCAUUUGUCACAUCGCCGCAGCAGCUAUAAUGUUGAGUCGACACGCGUACCACGCCAUCACGGCAGUCACAUUGGCAGCGCUUCGAAAGUUGACAUUUUACGUUCAACGCUGGAUAUAAAUCACAAAUCCUCAAAUAAUUCUGUGUUGAGCAAAGCCGAUAACAAAACAUCAAAUCAAUCAUUAGGACGAAAUCGUGCCGACAGUGCGCCCAAAUUGAAUCACAGCAACAUGAAGAAUAUAUCACAGCCCACGCUAGAGGGUGUUGUGCUAGAGGGUGUUGAAUCGACUUUUUUCCCCAGUCGCAUGAAAAAGUAUCCGAGUGGUUUGUUAACUUCAAUACCAGCGAUGGAUUUAUCCGUUAUACCCAACACAAUACUGAUGGAUCAAGAUACUACCACAGUGAUACCCGAAGAAACCGAUCUAAGUAAUUCAAAGAUCACUGUCUCCAAUCAAGAUGAAGUUAAACAUCACCACGCUAAUGGCAAGCGAUCGAGUAUAUCUCAGGGUCGUAUGGAUAGGGAUGAUGCUACAUGAUUUGCAGUUAAAAAGCAUUGAACGCCACAUACAUACAUACAUAGAUAAAUUUAUAUACAUAUGUAUAUGUAUAUGUAUGUAUAUGUGUAUGAAAAGAGUGAUAUUAAAUAAAUGCAAAGAAAAAUUUAUAAAUAUUUAAUAAACGAAAAUUAGGCGACCAAUGCUGCAGCGCACAAAACAUUUAUAAAAAUUUCAACAAAUAAGUUCCAUUUCCGUUUUUGUGUUUACAUGGCUAGAAAAAUAACAUAUAAAAAUACAUUUAUUCGUGUUAAACAGCAAAGUAUUUCUAAUUAUAAUUAAUAUUUGUUAGCUGUAAUGUUGAUUAUUUUAGCAAAGUUGUAUUGUUUUGUUUGAUUUAUCGUUUGCUAGUUUAAGCAACGAGAAUCGCUAGUAAUUACUUUUAUUUGAUAGAACUUAUUUUAAUUUUACCAAUACA